Messenger RNA from Apus apus (common swift), 2223 nucleotides. RefSeq names its product follistatin (gene FST). The record is from RefSeq and is a predicted model, not a curated record. Gene Ontology annotation, biological process: multicellular organism development; cell differentiation; regulation of BMP signaling pathway. Lineage: Eukaryota; Metazoa; Chordata; Aves; Apodiformes; Apodidae. Gene Ontology annotation, molecular function: activin binding; protein binding. Bases 165 to 1196 code for a protein of 343 amino acids. The transcript has 6 exons.
CCGCAGACAGCUAAGACCCCCGUAUAGAUUUAAAGAGAGACUGCGUUCAGAGCCUGACGUUCAUUCAAUAGAGCGAUCAUAAGCAGGCUGGCUAGUGCUCGCUCCCUCUCUCUACUCCCCCUCACGCUGUUUCUGUGUCUCUCGCACUCCCUGCUACACUGAGGAUGUUAAAUCAGAGAAUCCACGCGGGCAUGCUCUUACUCCUGAUGUUUCUGUGCCACUUCAUGGAAGAUCACACAGUGCAGGCUGGGAACUGCUGGCUCCGGCAGGCGAGGAACGGCCGCUGCCAGGUCCUCUACAAAACCGACCUCAGCAAGGAGGAGUGCUGCAAGACCGGCCGCCUGACAACUUCGUGGACGGAAGAGGACGUCAAUGACAACACGCUUUUUAAGUGGAUGAUUUUUAAUGGGGGAGCCCCGAACUGCAUCCCGUGCAAAGAAACAUGCGAGAAUGUGGACUGUGGACCCGGGAAGAAAUGUAAAAUGAACAAGAAGAACAAACCUCGGUGUGUUUGUGCUCCGGAUUGCUCUAAUAUCACUUGGAAGGGCCCCGUGUGUGGCUUAGAUGGGAAAACCUACAGGAACGAGUGUGCCCUUCUCAAAGCCAGAUGUAAAGAACAGCCCGAACUCGAAGUCCAGUAUCAGGGCAAAUGCAAAAAGACCUGUAGGGAUGUUUUAUGCCCAGGCAGCUACACAUGUGUGGUUGACCAAACUAACAACGCCUACUGCGUGACAUGUAAUCGAAUUUGCCCAGAGCCUACCUCCCCUGAACAGUAUCUCUGUGGGAAUGACGGGAUAACUUAUGCCAGUGCCUGCCACCUGAGGAAAGCUACUUGCCUACUGGGAAGAUCCAUUGGAUUAGCCUACGAAGGAAAAUGCAUCAAAGCCAAAUCCUGUGAAGACAUUCAGUGCAGUGCUGGGAAGAAAUGCUUGUGGGAUUUUAAGGUUGGCAGAGGUCGGUGUGCUCUCUGCGAUGAGCUGUGCCCUGAAAGCAAGUCAGAAGAGGCAGUCUGUGCCAGCGAUAACACAACUUACCCAAGCGAGUGUGCCAUGAAAGAGGCAGCUUGUUCCAUGGGUGUGCUUUUAGAAGUAAAGCACUCUGGAUCUUGCAACUCCAUUAAUGAAGAUCCAGAGGAUGAAGAGGAAGAUGAAGACCAGGACUACAGCUUUCCUAUAUCUUCCAUUAUAGAGUGGUAAAACCUCCAUCACUAUUGGAACAGCCAUUGGGCACAAAAUCAAUGUCCAUACUGUAAAUAAGUGUAUGCUUAUUUAUUUUGGGGAGAAAAAAAAAAAAGUAUACAUAUAGUUGAGUCUCGUAGACAUUUAUUUAUACUGUGUCAUGUUUUAUAAUUUAUACAUAAAAUGUCUGGUUGACUGUACACCUUGUUUUGUUUUUUGAAGAAAUUUAUUCCUUACGGGAAGAGCAGUGUUAUUUAUUGUGAGGUCUCUUGCUUGUAAAGUUUUUCUUUUUUUCUUGUGAACUAUACAAGUCCAUUCCUUAGAGCUUACCUACAUGAUCUCAUCUCUUUAUUUCACUGAUGUUAACUCUUUUCCACUUUAACAAACUUGCAUGUCAGUUUCUAGUAUGUUUAUUUAUUGGAUUUUCAUUCUUGCCAGUUCUGUACAUAAAAGAUCCCUCUGGUUUUUGUUUACAAGGAAUCUUGACUGACCAAAAGGUGUUGUAACUGACAAGUGUAUUUCCAGGGUGCAGUGAGGCGAUCUUUAAGGAAACUUCUUCCACUUUUCUCUGCUUCUGAUCACAUCAUGUACUGAAGUGAUCUCCAUGUGCUAAGCAUAUAUAGUGUACUUUACAAAUUACACACCCAAAGAAAUCGGAUUAUGAAGGUUGUUAAUAGCUACAAGGCUACCUGUAAUAAGAAUAAAGGUUUUAUUUUAUUUUUAUUGUUUUAUUAUUUUGUAACAUGCGUGUUUUAUCAGGUGUUUCCUUUAAGAUGGUCUUACAGUACCACUUUCAAAGUUUUCCCAAGCAGUGUGUCACUAAAAGUUAUAUCAAAGCUUUAUUAGUUCAAGUUUCUUGCUUUUCACAGUACUUUUUUUCUGAUGCAAUUUUAUAUUUUCAAACAUGGCGAGUUAAAUAUAAAUUCAUUUAAAUAUAUAGUUUUGUACUUUUCUACCAUGUAAAUGUGCAAUGUAUAUAAAAGUUAUAAUGUGUAUUUGUAAAUAAAUGAUGAGUGAAAAAAAUAAAAAAAUGGAAUUUUCCCUA